UACAAAAAAGCUUUGAUGCAAUCACAGCCCUACCUUGAGCCCCACCCAGGCCAUGCAUGCUUAUUGCUUAAUUAUUUUUCUUAGUCAGAAAUGGCAGCCCAGCUGAAGGUGAAUCUUAAGCCUCUUAUACUACAAAGAGUGAGGGUAACAAGGAAAGAGUUAGGCCGUGGAUCAUAUGGAGUUGUCAUAGAGCUAAGAGUCAAUGGGAACCAAUGUGCAGGGAAGAAGCUACACGACUUCCUAGAUACAGAAGAUAGCCUGUUGAGUAAACUGGGUGAAGGGAUCAUUCUUCACAGUCAACAGCAUCAUCCCAAUAUAGUGAAAUUGCUUGGAGUUCAUUAUCCCAGUGGUUCACAAUUACCAAUGCUGGUAAUGGAGUAUCUUCCUUAUUCUCUACUACAACUAAUAGAGAGAAGAGUAGCUAUGAAUAAAGAAGCAAUCCUGCUUGACGUUGCCAGUGGACUCGAUUAUCUUCACUCAAAGAGGCCUCCAGUUAUUCAUCGUAACAUCAAGGCCAGUAAUAUACUCCUCACUGUUGAUCACAAUCCAAAGAUAACUGAUCUGAGUAUGUCUAAAUUUGGUGAUGCAUUAAAGCAGCAUCAUUACACCACAGCCCCUGGUAAUCCUUACCUGAUGCCACCAGAAGCACUCGUACAAAAUCCUGUCUAUAACGAGAAGUUAGAUGUGUUCUCUUUCGGUUGUCUUAUUCUACAUAUGCUCACUGGCAAUAUCAUUGUACCAACUGAUCAAUACAAACCAAAGCCAGAAGACCCUGGCUCUUUCAUUAAGGUAUCAGAAUGGGACAGGAGAGCUGAUUCUAUUAAACCAGUACUAGGAAACCAGCUGAUUCCUCUAGUUAAGUACUGCCUUGAAGAUGAUCCUUUCAGAAGAAUCAACGCAUCAGAUAUCAUCGAAAUUAUCAGUAGGUUACAGAUUGAUGAUCGAGAUGCUCAUCUAUGUGGUAUAUAUGUUGUGACUCAUGAUGGGGGCAAAAUUUUUUGUAAAGUCUCAGAAGAGUCCUUCAAUGAUACAUAUAUCAUAUCACUAAAGGCAGCACUUGUAAAUGUUAAGGAUAUUCCUAUAAAUAUGAUGAGGCUAUUUUAUAAAGAUAUGGCCCUUAGAGAUGACAUGACAUUUAAAGACUAUGAAAUUGAAAGACUUGCAAAUAUACAUUUCUAUGAAGGACAAGUUGGUGGAUAAGUGAUCAAUUGUAACUAAUGACAUUAUGUGAUUGAUAGGGCCAUUUAGUAUUAUUAUUACUAUUAUUUAUUCUUUUUGGAUAAUAUGACAAAAUAA
Molecule: messenger RNA, 1296 nt
Organism: Amphimedon queenslandica
Lineage: Eukaryota; Metazoa; Porifera; Demospongiae; Haplosclerida; Niphatidae
Product: probable serine/threonine-protein kinase drkC
Exons: 2
Coding region: 91-1200 (369 amino acids)
Biological process (GO): protein phosphorylation
Molecular function (GO): protein serine/threonine kinase activity; ATP binding; protein binding
Source: RefSeq, a predicted model, not a curated record